Messenger RNA from Pochonia chlamydosporia 170, 1656 nucleotides. RefSeq names its product G protein-coupled receptor. Gene Ontology annotation, cellular component: membrane. Lineage: Eukaryota; Fungi; Ascomycota; Sordariomycetes; Hypocreales; Clavicipitaceae. The coding region runs from base 1 to 1656 and encodes 551 amino acids. The transcript has a single exon. The record is from RefSeq and is a predicted model, not a curated record.
AUGUGGCCAUUCACAAAAUGCGGCAACGACGCCUGCACCGCCCGUAACCCGAAUACCCUCGACACCAAGGCGCUGGUCGCUCUGCUCCCUUUCGCAGCGGCUUUUAUCAUCGUUGAUAUCCUCGUUGUCCGAUACGUGUUCCCCAAACUGAGCCGCGCGCACGACGAAUAUCGCGACGGCGAAGACCACUACCUCCCCGCGCAUGCGCCGCCAGCGUUGCGACAAGCCCACGCAGAGCACGGCAGCAAGAGCUGGAAACGACGAGGCGCGGCGUGGACAUUUGGCGCUACAGUUGCUCUAGCUUCUACGCUGGGCUUGCUCAUUCUAGCUGAAAUAUUGGAGGCUGUUGAUCCGGUGGCGAAGAAUCUGGCUUUGCAUGUCACUGUGCCGUCGCUGCUCUUCCUUCUGAUUGUGUUGGUCCCCUGGCUACAAUGUCGAGCCAUCAUCACCAGCGCGGGAUGGAGCUUCCAACGUACGGCCAAGGGCUCAAUCCCCAAGAUGGCUUGGUCCCUACAGCUUGUGCUUUUCGGCGCAUGGCUAUUCACAUUCUGGUCUGUCGGGAACACGGUACCAGAAUCAGCUACCAAGGACCUGUACGAGAGAGGCAUGAAGCGCAGCUACUCUGAGAUUUUGACAAAGGAGUGUCUCGAGAGGGUAGGCGUAGUGGGUAUUUGCCUAAUGGCUCUAUUAGCCGGAUUUGCGUCCGUAUCUACGCCUUGGCAUACCUUUAUAGAUGCGUCAACACGCAAGAAGCGGCCGGUUACGGAGGCUGAUGUUAACCGAAAGCAAGCUGGGUUGGAAGCAACCAGCGAAAUGCUCGUCACGAAGCGCCAUCGGCUUCAGCAGCUGGAAAGGAAAGCGUCGGAUCCAGCUACUGCUGCCAAGAGCUCAUCCGGUCUGGUAGGCAAAAUGUUGGGCACGUUCCGGGGAAUAUCAAAUGACGAGGCUGAGAUGCGGGCACUAAGACUCGAUAUUUCCGGUUUGGAAACCAUGGAAGCCAAUCUUGCUUCUAACCUAUCUCUAAUGCAGAACCACCGCGCUGCCACCGUUCGAGCCUCCACAACAUGCGGUCAAAUCAUGUUGGUGCCGUCUUAUGUCUUUGCCGGGUACUGCGUCUAUCGCAUCCUCGCCACCACACUCACCACGUUUCGACGAUUUCACUCCCCGUCCGCCAGCUUCGCCAACAGCGAUCCCAUCAACCGAUUCCUCGGUCUCAUGGCGCGCCACUGGGACCCCAAGCUCGACCAACUCGCGUGGGCACGAACAAUCAGCUUCGCCUUGAGCGGAGUCAUCCUCCUAGCCAGUGCGAACAGCGUCGUCCAGACAUUCCACCUCUUUGCCAAAUGGACACCAGGCCUCCUGCGACACGCACAAGCAAACCUCGCCUUAACAAUUGGACAAAUCACCGCCACAUAUGUCAUCUCAGCGUCCCUCUUGUUAAGAAGUCAAUUGCCUGCCAAGGCGGGAGGCGCCGUGACUGGCGUUCUCCAAGGGGCAUUGAGUCCAUCGUUUGUGGACCACUGGUUCGAGACGUGGUUUCUGCUGGGGAGCGUGUUGACGACCUUGGGAAUAUGGCUGGGACGAAAGUUGUCAAGAGGCUUUGACGAUGACUGGGAUGAUUAUGGUAUGGAAGAGAUGGGAGCAAAGCGGUCGUAG